This is a messenger RNA of Brassicogethes aeneus, 657 nucleotides long. NCBI's taxonomy places the organism in Eukaryota, Metazoa, Arthropoda, Insecta, Coleoptera, Nitidulidae. The record is from the annotation of a GenBank genome assembly.
CUUGAACCCAGCUUAAAGUCACCUAUAGGUAUAUAAAAGAGGUAGCUUGCAAAUUUUUGUUUAGUCGAAGUUCUACAAGAAAUAAGAAAGCAUACUUAUCUCUACCGAAAUGCUGAAACACAUUUUUAUCGCGUUUGCAACCCUUUUGGCCAUAUCUUGGGCUUUUCCCACAGGGGCGCCCCCUACAGUCUGCGAUUCCAUGCUGCCAGGCCAUAAUGAAAGUUUACCUCAAGCCGUACCGUUAAAACAAAAGUUUACGGUGUCAAAUAGCGAAGUUAAAGCGGAAGAGGAUGUUAAAAUUGUUGUGAGUGGGCCGGAUUUCAAAGGAUUCAUGGUGGAAGUCAGAGCAAAAGAUCAAAAUAAAGCUGUGGGUCAGUUUGUAGAUGUUGAUGCUAAGAUUUCGCAAACUAUUGACUGCCACGGAAAUAAAGAUAGCGCCAUAACUCAUGUUGAUAAGGAGCCCAAAAAAGAAGUAACUUUAACAUGGAAAGCACCUAAAGAACAAGGAGAAUAUAUUGUUUGGGGCACUAUCGUGGAAAGCUACGAAGUAUUCUGGGCCAAAGAAAAAGUUGCUACACUUACAGUUAUUUAAAUAAACAGUAUUUUGUUUUAUAUAUUUUAUCAAAUAAACACGUUUUAAUAAUAUUACAAUCUUCU